Messenger RNA from Orycteropus afer afer, 603 nucleotides. It is a transcript of the gene GINS2, whose product is annotated as GINS complex subunit 2. Gene Ontology annotation, cellular component: nucleus; GINS complex. Gene Ontology annotation, biological process: DNA replication; double-strand break repair via break-induced replication. The record is from RefSeq and is a predicted model, not a curated record. NCBI's taxonomy places the organism in Eukaryota, Metazoa, Chordata, Mammalia, Tubulidentata, Orycteropodidae.
GAGGGGCGCAGCUGGCGCGCUGACUUCAGGCCGCUCCGCGCCUUCAUGGACCCAGCCGAGGUGGAGUUUCUGGCCGAGAAGGAAAUGGUGACCAUUAUCCCUAACUUCAGUCUGGAUAAGAUCUACCUCAUCGGGGGGGACCUGGGGCCGUUUAACCCCGGUUUACCAGUGGAAGUACCUCUGUGGUUGGCAGUGAACCUGAAACAAAGACAGAAGUGUCGCCUGGUCCCUCCGGAGUGGAUGGAUGUCGAAAAGUUGGAGGAGAUGAGGGAUCACGAACGGAAGGAGGAAACAUUUACCCCAAUGCCUAGCCCUUACUACAUGGAGCUCACCAAACUUCUGUUAAAUCAUGCUUCAGACAACAUCCCUAAAGCAGACGAGAUCCGCACCCUUAUCAAGGACAUGUGGGACACUCGCACAGCCAAGCUCCGGGUCUCUGCUGACAGCUUCGUGAGGCAGCAAGAAGCACAUGCCAAGCUGGACAAUCUGACCUUGAUGGAGAUCACCACCAGUGGGGCCUUCCUCACCCAGGCGCUCGACCGCAUGUACAAGCUCCAUACUGGCCUCCAGCCCCUGGACAGCACCCAGUCCCAGGACUUCUAG